CUCUCGCACACCACAAUCCACUCAAAGAAGCUGAGAAAUGCCAGGAAUCAGAGCGCCAUCCAACUAUUCAGAAGAACCUUCUCGUCAUCCUUCUCUCAAAAUCAACGCUAAGGAGCCCUUCAAUGCGGAGCCACCACGUCAAGCUUUGGUUUCUUCUUAUGUGACUCCUACGGAGUUCUUCUACAAGAGAAACCAUGGACCAAUACCUGUUGUUGAUGAUAUAGGAAGAUAUUGUGUCUCUGUCAAGGGGCUGAUUGAGAAACCCAAAGAGCUGUUUAUGAAAGAUAUUUUGAAUCUUCCAAAAUAUAAUGUAACUGCUACUUUACAGUGUGCUGGUAAUAGAAGAACUGCGAUGAGCAAAACCAGAACUGUAAGAGGAGUUGGGUGGGAUAUUUCUGCCUUAGGAAAUGCAAUUUGGGGUGGAGCAAAACUUUCUGAUGUACUUGAACUAGUUGGUAUACCCAAAUCAACAAGUACCACACCAGCAGGUGGAAAACAUGUCGAAUUUGUCAGCAUCGACAGGUGCAAGGAGGAGAAAGGGGGUCCUUACAAGGCGUCAAUUCCACUAAGCCAGGCAACAAAUCCUGAAGCUGAUGUUUUGCUUGCUUAUGAGAUGAAUGGAGAGACUCUAAAUAGGGAUCAUGGGUAUCCACUCCGAGUAGUUGUCCCAGGGGUUAUUGGUGCCCGUUCUGUCAAGUGGCUGGACAGCAUCAACAUAGACUCCAAAGAAUGCCAGGGAUUCUUUAUGCAAAAAGACUACAAAACGUUUCCACCUUCAGUAAAUUGGGACAACAUUGAUUGGUCUACCAGGAGACCGCAAAUGGAUUUCCCUGUCCAGAGUGCAAUAUGCUCCUUGGAGGACAUGAACAUCGGAACGAAUGGAAAGAUAGCUAUAAAAGGAUAUGCAGUUUCAGGAGGUGGACGUGGAAUUGAGCGAGUCGAUAUAUCCGUUGAUGGGGGUAAAACCUGGAUAGAGGCAUCAAGAUACCAGAAGCCUGGCAUUAAAUACAUUGCUGAUGAAGAAAGAAGCGACAAAUGGGCAUGGGUACUUUUUGAAGCAGAGGCUGAUAUACACUCCAACACAGAGAUAGUUGCUAAAGCAGUGGACACAGCUGCAAAUGUGCAACCUGAAAAGGUGGAAGACAUAUGGAAUCUAAGAGGAAUUCUAAACACAUCAUGGCAUCGGGUUCAUGUGCAAGUUAGGCAUUCAAGCUUGUGAGUUAAGACAUACACAAAUAAUAUGAUCAGGGUUAGUACAAUGUCUCUUAACUCCCUCUUCUAUUUUCUGCAAUCCUCUUUUUCUUUUUCUUGCUGGGUUUUGUAACAUAUAAUUAAUUGCACAUUGAUUAUGAAGGACCGUGUUUCUGUAAAUCCAUGUUAAUUUUUGUAGUUGCCUCUUGGGCACCGAUUAAGAGCUCAGGUCAACCAAUCUCGUUAGUAGGAGUUAUGGUGAGAACAAGACCUCUAUAUAUGUU
Messenger RNA from Cynara cardunculus var. scolymus (artichoke), 1475 nucleotides. Its product is annotated as sulfite oxidase. The transcript has 12 exons. The coding region runs from base 38 to 1219 and encodes 393 amino acids. NCBI's taxonomy places the organism in Eukaryota, Viridiplantae, Streptophyta, Magnoliopsida, Asterales, Asteraceae. Gene Ontology annotation, molecular function: oxidoreductase activity; molybdenum ion binding. Gene Ontology annotation, cellular component: mitochondrion. The record is from RefSeq and is a predicted model, not a curated record.